Messenger RNA from Aspergillus niger, 885 nucleotides. RefSeq lists its product as uncharacterized. Gene Ontology annotation, molecular function: protein dimerization activity; DNA-binding transcription factor activity. The coding region runs from base 1 to 885 and encodes 294 amino acids. Lineage: Eukaryota; Fungi; Ascomycota; Eurotiomycetes; Eurotiales; Aspergillaceae. The transcript has 2 exons. Gene Ontology annotation, cellular component: nucleus. The record is from RefSeq and is a predicted model, not a curated record.
AUGUCCGAUCCGUCGUUGGGUGCUACCGAUGGUAGUGUUACAGCCAAGCGAAAGCGCGAUAGUACCGAUAGCACCGGUCCAGAUGCCCAGCGUCUGAAUCGAUCUUCCAAUGGGAGCAACGGCAGCAUUCCCGCCCCAGAUACUCAGCCGAACUUCGCCCAUAGCUCUCUUGGAUCCUAUGACGCGCAUCUUCCAAGCGCUACGACAGAACUCAACAUCGACCAGCAAAUUCUGCAACAUGUUGGUCCUCAAAACGGUAUCUCGGAUGACAAUGCCCUCACUGCCAAGGCGGCACUCGCCGCCCACACCCCUCAGAACAAAUACCCGCCUCCCCCGGAUGCGACCUUUGACAAUAAUCUCGCCCACGGCUUGACGUUCGGAGACGACAUGGGCCAGGCUAUCGGCUCCGCACAUGGUCACAAUUCUACUGCUGCCGCCGUCUACGCUGCUCGCGAAGCACAGAGCAUGAACCAGAAGCCUUCCGUAGGUUCUCCGGAAUGGCAUCAGAUCCGUAAAAACAAUCACAAAGAAGUGGAGCGGCGACGCCGUGAGGCGAUCAAUGAGGGCAUCAAUCAGAUUGCUCGCCUUGUCCCCAACUGUGACAAGAACAAGGGCGCCAUCCUGCAACGCGCAAUUGAAUAUAUAUGCCAACUACACGAAGAAAAGAAAGCCAUGAGUGAACGCUGGGAUCAGAACAAUAUGACCACAAGCCAUGCUAUCAACGAAAUUAGUUCGCAGAACUCCAAACUGAAGAUUGAGGUCAACCGUCGGGGUGACAUUGCGCUGAAGUGGUUGCAGCGCUGCCGCGACGCAGGUCUUGAGUUCGAAGACUACGAAGACUCGAAGGAGCUGGAGCCCCUUGACAUUGACCAAGGCCAGGUUUAA